Molecule: messenger RNA, 3744 nt
Organism: Dioscorea cayenensis subsp. rotundata (Guinea yam)
Lineage: Eukaryota; Viridiplantae; Streptophyta; Magnoliopsida; Dioscoreales; Dioscoreaceae
Product: probable cellulose synthase A catalytic subunit 1 [UDP-forming]
Exons: 14
Coding region: 204-3467 (1087 amino acids)
Biological process (GO): cellulose biosynthetic process; plant-type primary cell wall biogenesis
Cellular component (GO): trans-Golgi network; plasma membrane
Molecular function (GO): cellulose synthase (UDP-forming) activity
Source: RefSeq, a predicted model, not a curated record
GUUGAGCAAAGGAAAGAAGGGAAGAGUGAGCGGAGAGGCAAAGGCGAGGGAGAGAGCUCUUCAGAUCUUCAGCUCUGGAUUUUCAUCCAUUCUUGCUGAGAAAGGAGAGAUCUUUCCCUUUAGGGCAUAUAUUUUGAUGUUGUUUUGAAGAUUUUGGUGGGAUUGUGGGAAAUUUGGGAGAAAAAGUAUAGUUUUUGGAGGUCAUGGAGGCGAAUGCGGGGAUGGUUGCGGGAUCUCACAAGAGGAACGAGCUGGUGUUGAUUCGCCACGAAGGGGAUGGUGGGCCAAAACCGCUGAAAAACAUGAAUGGCCAGAUCUGUCAGAUUUGUGGUGAUACUGUUGGGCUUACUGCCACAGGAGAUGUUUUUGUAGCUUGCAAUGAGUGUGCUUUCCCUGUUUGUCGGCCUUGCUAUGAGUAUGAGAGGAAAGAUGGUAAUCAGUCUUGCCCUCAGUGCAAGACUAGGUAUAAGAGACAUAAAGGGAGUCCUAGGGUCGAUGGGGAUGAUGAUGAGGAAGAUACUGAUGACCUCGAUAAUGAAUUCAGUCAUGAAGGCAAUGGCAAGGCUGCACGCAAGUGGCAAUCCCAAGGCCUUGGGGAAGAUGUUGAUUUGUCUUCAUCUUCUAGGCAUGAAUCUCACAGAAUACCGCGUCUGACAAAUGGGCCUCAGGUUUCUGGUGAAAUACCUGAUGCUAGUCCUGAUCGUCAGUCUAUUCGCAGUCAGUCAGGUCCUUUAGGUUCUGGUGAGAGGCGUGGCCAUUCACUCUCUUAUGUCGAUCCCAGCCAACCAGUUCCUGUGAGAAUAGUAGAUCCCUCAAAGGACUUGAACACAUAUGGCCUUGGAAGUGUUGACUGGAAGGAAAGAGUUGAAGGUUGGAAACUUAAGCAGGAAAAGAACAUGGUGCAGGUGACCAACAAAUAUACUGAUGGGAAAGGAGAUGCAGAAGGAACAGGUUCAAAUGGAGAAGAUCUGCAAAUGUCUGAUGAUGCUCGCCAACCUUUGAAUCGCACAGUGCCUAUUCCUUCUAACCAACUUAACCUUUACCGAGUGGUGAUCAUCCUUCGGCUUAUCAUUCUGUGUUUCUUCUUCCAGUACCGUGUCACUCAUCCAGUUUCAGAUGCCUACCCUCUGUGGCUAACAUCUGUCAUAUGUGAGAUAUGGUUUGCUUUGUCUUGGCUCCUGGAUCAGUUCCCAAAGUGGUAUCCAAUCAACCGUGAAACGUAUCUUGAGAGGCUUGCAUUGAGGUAUGACAGAGAAGGAGAACCUUCACAGCUAGCUCCUAUUGAUAUCUUUGUCAGUACUGUGGAUCCUCUCAAAGAACCUCCCCUAAUCACUGCCAACACUGUACUGUCUAUUCUUUCUGUGGACUACCCAGUUGAUAAAGUCUCAUGCUAUGUUUCUGAUGAUGGGUCAGCAAUGCUGACAUUUGAAGCCCUAUGUGAGACUUCUGAAUUUGCUAGAAAGUGGGUCCCUUUCUGCAAGAAACAUAAUAUUGAACCUAGGGCUCCAGAGUUUUAUUUUGCUCAGAAAAUAGAUUACUUGAAGGACAAAAUCCAGCCCUCUUUUGUGAAAGAGCGGCGUGCAAUGAAGAGGGAGUAUGAAGAGUUCAAAGUACGAAUAAAUGCACUUGUUGCCAAAGCACAAAAAAUGCCAGAAGAAGGUUGGACCAUGCAGGACGGCACUCCUUGGCCUGGAAACAACCCAAGAGACCACCCUGGCAUGAUUCAGGUUUUCUUGGGGAACAGCGGAGGGCUGGAUGUUGAUGGCAAUGAACUUCCUCGGCUUGUUUAUGUUUCUCGUGAGAAAAGACCAGGUUUCCAGCAUCACAAGAAAGCCGGUGCAAUGAAUGCUUUGAUUCGUGUAUCUGCUGUCUUAACCAACGGCGCCUAUCUUCUGAAUGUGGAUUGUGAUCAUUAUUUCAAUAACAGCAAAGCUCUUCGGGAAGCAAUGUGUUUCAUGAUGGAUCCAGCCCUUGGAAAAAAGACAUGUUAUGUUCAGUUUCCACAGAGAUUUGAUGGCAUUGACUUGCAUGAUCGAUAUGCCAAUCGCAAUAUUGUCUUUUUUGAUAUCAACUUGAAAGGUUUGGAUGGCAUCCAAGGCCCUGUGUACGUGGGAACAGGUUGCUGUUUCAAUAGGCAAGCCCUUUACGGAUAUGAUCCUGUCUUGACUGAGGCCGACUUGGAACCAAACAUAGUUUUUAAGAGCUGUUGUGGAUCAAGAAAGAGGGGGAAAAAGGGGAGCAAGGAGUACAUUGACAAGAAACGGGCUGUUAAGAGAACUGAAUCCACAAUUCCUAUCUUCAAUAUGGAAGACAUUGAAGAGGGUGUAGAGGGGUACGAGGAUGAAAGGUCACUGCUUAUGUCUCAGAGGAGUUUAGAAAAACGAUUUGGUCAGUCUCCCAUUUUCAUUGCAUCAACCUUCAUGGAACAGGGAGGCAUACCACCAUCAACAAAUCCCUCUUCCCUGCUGAAAGAGGCCAUCCAUGUUAUUAGCUGCGGGUAUGAGGAUAAAACUGAGUGGGGAAAAGAGAUUGGUUGGAUUUACGGUUCCGUUACUGAAGAUAUCUUGACUGGAUUUAAAAUGCAUGCUCGAGGUUGGAUAUCGAUCUAUUGCAUGCCACCUCGUCCUGCUUUCAAGGGUUCUGCCCCAAUCAAUCUUUCUGAUCGUCUUAACCAAGUGCUUCGAUGGGCCUUGGGAUCAAUUGAGAUCUUGCUCAGUAGGCAUUGUCCCAUUUGGUAUGGCUACAGUGGGAGGCUAAAGCUGCUUGAGAGGCUUGCUUACAUCAACACCAUUGUGUAUCCCCUUACAUCUAUUCCGCUGGUUGCCUACUGUGUUCUUCCAGCCAUAUGUCUUCUCACUGGAAAAUUCAUUAUCCCAGAGAUAAGCAACUAUGCUGGCAUAUGGUUUAUUCUGCUCUUUGCAUCUAUCUUUGCAACUGGAAUUUUGGAGCUCCGAUGGAGUGGUGUGGGUAUUGAUGACUGGUGGAGGAAUGAGCAGUUCUGGGUGAUUGGUGGCACAUCCGCCCAUCUCUUCGCCGUGUUCCAAGGACUGCUAAAGGUGCUUGCAGGAAUUGAUACCAAUUUCACUGUGACAUCAAAGGCAUCAGAUGAAGAUGGAGAUUUCGCAGAGCUCUAUGUGUUCAAAUGGACAUCUCUUCUCAUUCCUCCAACCACUGUGCUUGUGAUCAACAUAGUAGGGAUAGUUGCAGGUGUGUCCUAUGCUAUCAACAGUGGCUACCAGUCUUGGGGGCCACUUUUUGGCAAGCUCUUCUUCGCUAUAUGGGUGAUUGUCCAUCUCUAUCCAUUCCUCAAAGGUCUCCUGGGCAGACAGAACAGGACUCCGACUAUCGUCAUUGUCUGGUCUCUCCUUAUUGCCUCCAUCUUCUCGUUGUUGUGGGUGCGCAUUGAUCCGUUCACCGGUCCAUCUCAGAAGGCAGCUGCAGCCGGACAAUGCGGUAUCAACUGUUAAUUCUUUUCAAACAUAUACAUAUUUCUGGAGGAGAAGAACAAGUUCAUGCAUCUGCAAUCAUCUUGUAAAUACCAAAGUAGCAACUAUUUAUUAGCAGCGGAGGAAUUCAAGCAGUGGACCUUUUUUCUUCAGUUAUCAUUCACUCAUUUCAUGUUACAUUUUCUUUCCAUGUGGUGGACAGUGACUUUUGUUAUAAGUUAUAAAAGAUAUUUUGUAAGAACAUCAUGAUGUUGAAGUUAUUAUUUAUGAGAGAGUGCGAAUGUUUGUUGUCUUUGAA